Elaeis guineensis (African oil palm) is the source of this 2007-nucleotide messenger RNA. RefSeq lists its product as uncharacterized. The record is from RefSeq and is a predicted model, not a curated record. NCBI's taxonomy places the organism in Eukaryota, Viridiplantae, Streptophyta, Magnoliopsida, Arecales, Arecaceae.
AUAAUUUUAGUUGGGGUUUUUUUUGGUAAGAUAAUUUAAUUAGGGUUUUCAUUGUUGGGUUUUGCCCAGAAUCAGAAAGAGCAACUACAGUACUCAAAUAUUUUCUCAGAGGGGCAUCAGAACAGAGAUUCAUUUUUCCCCCAACCAGACAUGCCUUUAGCAUGUUCCCGAGGGGCAUCAGAACGCAGAUUCAUUCCCGCCAACAGCUCGGUGGCAGUUCCGCAAAUACCCCAAAUCUUGAACCAAGAAGCCACCCAUCAUAUAAACCCUCCCGCAGAAAUCACGAACCGCUCUCCUCCGUCCUUUCUCCCACUUAUCAAUGGCUUCGCCAAGCCCUCUUCUUCUCCCUCUGGCCACCGUUCUCCUCCUUUUCUUGCUCUCUCUCCAGCCGACGAACUCGAUCUCCGAUCCAGAGCUGGACGCCGCCAUCUCCGCCCUCCGGUCGCGUGGCUACAACCUCUUCGGCAAUGCCAUCACCACCUCCGACCUCCGCUUCGACCUCCUGCGCCCCAACUCCUCCUACACCCUCUUCGCACCCACCGAUUCCACCCUCUUUGCCCUUGACAUGGCCUCCUCUGCCGCCGCCUACGUUCGCGCCCUCCGCCACCACAUCGCCCUCCGCCGCCUCCCCCUCCCCGCGCUCCGCGCCCUUCCCCCGGGCUCUCACCUCCCAACCCUCGCUCCUCGCGGCAAUAUCGCCAUAUCCCGCCGCCGCCAGUCCCCAAAUGCGUACUUCAUCACUGCAGACGGCGUCGACGUCGUCCUCCCCGGUAUCUUCUACGGCCAGGACGUCGCCGUACACGGCCUCGCCGGAAUUCUCCCGCGCCACUGCCACGAGGUCUCCGGCCGCCCAGUUCCUCCAUCAAGAUCGUCAGAUCCCCAUCUCCCUCCAUGCCUAUCCGCCGAUACAACGAAUCAGUGGUCCCCGGCGCCGUCUCCGACCGCUGGUAUCUCCCCAGUGGUGCCGGAGACGCAAACUCCGGCUCCAACGCCAGAUGCUCAUCUCCCUCCAUACCUAUCCGCCGAUCCACCGGAUAAAUGGCCCCCGGAGCCGUCUCCGACCGCUGAUCUCUCCCCGAUGGUGCCAGAGACGCAAACUCCGACUCCAACUCCCGGAUCGAGAUCCACGUUUUCGGUGGCGGUUCCCCCGUCCUAUAUUGACGGAGUACAGCCCCCGAUGGAACCUGGAGUCGCUCCGGACGUGCCCAGCGGAAUAUCUCCGGCGAUCGGGGUUCCAAUUGCCACCGAGGUCGUGUCUCCUGCAGCGAAUCCACCGGAACGUAUUCCUGCAGUGAAUCCACCGGAACGUAUGCCGAUGAAUUCUCCUGCGGCCAGUCCUACAGAGAUCGUGUCACCUGCAGGGAAUCCGCUUGAAGGGAUCCCGGUGAGUUCUCCGGGCGCGAGUCCGAUGGCGACGGGUUUUUCCUGGAACGGCGGAGUUCGGUUGAGCUCCAGUAUCGCCGAAUGCGGCGAGGCGGUCGUGGGAGAGGAGGGUUGCGGCCUCGUCGCUGGACACCGUGACGUUGACCGUCCGCGUCCGCGUCCGCAUGCCAGCGAUGAUGCCCUUUGAUCUAAAAUCGAUCAUGACUGCGGCCCUGCCGAUCUUCCUAAAAUCGAUCAAACCUUGUGUAAGCCCGGAUUUGGUUCGAUUUCGUAGGAAUUCUAGGGUACAAUGUCAAUUUCGCCCUUCACAGUAGCCGGAAAACCGGUCUUCUAUGGUUCUUCCUUCUUGGUCAUGAUUUGGAAGCAUUUCCUUCUUCUUCUGGCAGACUUAUAUUUGGAUAGGAGGCUUUGUUUUUGUUUUGGUUUUUAUUUUUUCUGAAAAAAUGGAAAAAGAAACAAGCUGCGAGCUGGAUGACAGAGAGAAGGAGGAUUAAUAGAUGGCAAGGGGGAUCAUAUUUAAAUCAUUGAGGCCAUGAUAACAAUAGACAUCAAAACAUGAUGGAAGUAGACCCAGCAAUAGUGGAAACGGAAUAUGGCGUGGAGUAGUCUGUGCGUGGGAGCACG